Molecule: messenger RNA, 1287 nt
Organism: Saccharomycopsis crataegensis
Lineage: Eukaryota; Fungi; Ascomycota; Saccharomycetes; Ascoideales; Saccharomycopsidaceae
Gene: FTH1
Product: Fth1p
Exons: 1
Coding region: 1-1287 (428 amino acids)
Biological process (GO): iron ion transmembrane transport
Cellular component (GO): high-affinity iron permease complex; fungal-type vacuole membrane; plasma membrane
Molecular function (GO): ferrous iron transmembrane transporter activity
Source: RefSeq, a predicted model, not a curated record
AUGAUCUUAGGAGAGUAUUUCUCCAUAAACAUUUUUUUCAUUCUCUUUAGAGAAACUCUUGAAUGUGUAAUUAUUGUCUCAGUUCUUCUCGCGUUUCUUGAACAAAACGCUUCGAAGACCAAGAACAAUACAAGCUCAUCUCAAGACCCAUCAUCGUCCAAUGGUGAAUACGAAGAUGCUGACGCCUUGUCCCUUAAUGAAGCAAACAGUACUGCUGAGGCUGCCAUGCUUCGUAAGCUACGAUUGCAAGUUUGGCUUGGGGCGUUCAGCGGGGUGGUUGUCUGUCUUUUAAUUGGUGGUUUAUUCAUCCUAACGUUUUACGCUUUAAAAAUCGAUCUUUGGGCAAAAUCCGAACAUUAUUGGGAGGCGGUGUUCUCAAUUGCUGCCUCUAUCAUUAUUUCCAUCAUGGGAUUUGGAAUGCUUCAAUUGAACAAGCUUGAGCGGAAAUGGCACGCCAAAUUGGGCCACAUCUUGAGCGCGGUAUCCCAGAGUGACGAUAUGAUGGUCAGAGCUUCGCUGCGGUACUUGUACGCUGAUUCUGGAGCCUCAUUUAUCGAUAAAUUGAAGCACAGGGCUUGGAUGUGGAAUCGUGGUGCGAAGAGAUUUGCCUCCCGUAAUAUCUUGUUCAUUUUACCGUUCGUGACUACUUUACGAGAAUGUCUCGAAUCCAUCUUGUUUAUCGGGGGUAUUGGUGUCACCGAAGAAGCCCUGACUUAUUUGCUUUCCAUCAUUUUGGGAAUUGCCGUGGGCACUGCCAUUGGGUUGUUUGUGUAUCACAGCGGAACUUCUUCGGUGUCGUCUCAACGGUUCAUGGUGUAUUCCACUGCAUUGCUCUAUAUUCUCGCGGCAGGAUUAAUGGCCAAAGGGAUAUGGCAGCUUGAAUUGCAAAAAUUUAUUGAUAAAUGUGGGGGGCUCGACGUUUCAGAAGUCGGUUCAGGCCCUGGAUCGUACGAUAUCGACAACCUGGUAUGGCAUGUGAAUUGCUGUAAUGGUGAAGCUGAUGGUCCUUGGAUGAUUGCCACCGCGAUCUUUGGCUGGACUAAUAGCGCCACCUAUGGAAGUGUUACUGCUUACAUUGUUUACUGGUUGGUGGUCUCUGGAGUGUUCCAUUGCAUUAAAUACGAGAAUAAGCACGGGUAUUAUCCGAUUCUCCCAAUACGCUGGCAAUUGAAAAAAAUCAAGAAGAAUUUCGCGUUGGAGAAUAAUUUGAAAAAGGAUAAUGGAUUGACUGGUAUCAACAGUGGUGGAUCCAGACCUUCGGAAGACAGUACGAGCCGCUUAUUGUAA